AUAUCAGCGCCACUGUUUCAUGUGUAGAUCGAGCCCCGUAGAGAACUGCGCUCUUCUGACUGCGCUUCACCGGACUAGACAUAAACAAAUCAUUAAAAAGCUAAAGGUUUUGUUUCCCCCAGCUGCACGCGCGCUGUCAGGGUUCUCGUGUUUACUGUGGCUGACGGAGAGGAUAGAUCGCUCAUCUGGGAAGACGUCGAAAAGUAACUAAGGUUCACUCGGCCACAGGUAGCUCUUUCUGGGCUCUGAAUAUCAAAGUACAGGUCAUGCGGGUGUCUCCGGACGGCCAGAGAACUGUGAUCCAGUGCCGCUGUUACUGCUAGUCGCCUCGGAGGACGGAUCGCUUUUUGCCGCAACUAACGUUAAAGCAGGACCGACGGAAUAAAAUAAAGCAUGUCCCGAAGAAAGCAGAGCAAACCCCGGCAGAUCAAACGCUCUAUUGGGGAUCUUAAUGGAGGUGAGGAUCCAUCUGAUGAUGUCAGCAUGUCGGGAGAAGAGGGCGGAGCUUCAGAUCAGGAAGACUCUGCCGAAUGUGACGGUUCAAGUCCACAUUCGUUUACACCGCUUUAUAAUGAAGAGCCAAGAACGCACGAGUCUCUGGCAGUGGCAGACGAGGGCGAUGAAGAUGAGAAAGGACUGAAGCGCUGCACAGAAGAUGAAGAGGAGGAAGAGGUGGACAGGGAAGGGGAACCCCAGUGGAACGGCCCAGAUGAUCUUGUGCUAAGCGGCAGCUCUGAUGACUUCAAGGUCUUGGCCCUCAGGGACCUGUCAGGUGACACCGUGUGGGGUCCAUUUUCUGGCAGCAUCCAAUCAGGAGAGCCGACAGAUGGACCUGCCAGUGAGAGUUCUGCAGUGUCUCUGGUGUGUGAGGAGCCGGACUGCUGGCUCAGAAGAAUCCCUGUGACCUCAAACCCCACAGACUCAAACUGCACCAUCUACAGUCAGGGAGGAGUGUUGUUCUGUAAGCUGACACGGGAGCUGUCCGGUGGAGAUGCUCUUCUGGCUUCGCUGUCCAGCUCCAACGGUGAUCAUUCAGCAGGGACUCAGACCCAUGGCGUGCGGGUGAAGGAGGAGCCUGCAUACCCUGCCGCUCUGCACUCGGAGAUCCAGCUCCUCCCACAACAGGCUGGCAUGGCUGCCAUCUUAGCCACUGCUGUCGUUAAUAAAGACAUCUUUCCUUGUAAAGACUGUGGGAUCUGGUACAGAAGUGAGAGAAAUCUCCAGGCUCAUCUCAUGUACUACUGCGCUAGCAGACAGAAGCAGCAGACCGCAGCUUCUCCUCCACAGGACAAGCCGAAAGAUUCAUACCCCAACGAGAGGCUGUGUCCCUUCCCACAGUGCAACAAAAGCUGUCCCAGUGCCAGCUCUCUGGAGAUCCACAUGAGAACACACAGCGGAGAGCGUCCAUUUGUUUGUUUGAUUUGCCUGUCAGCUUUCACCACUAAGGCAAAUUGUGAGCGGCACUUGAAGGUUCACACAGACUCGCUGAAUGGUGUGUGUCACGGCUGUGGCUUCAUUUCCACAACACGAGACAUCCUGUACAGCCACCUGGUCACCAGUCACAUGGUUUGCCAGCCUGGCUCUAACAGUGAGGUGUACUCGCCUAAACUGCCGGUGGCUGCAGGCUUGAGUCCAGGAGACUCUGGCAUUGUUCUGAAAUGUCAGGUGUGCGGCUAUUCUGCUGACACUCCUGCAUUACUUCAGCAGCAUGUCCACACACACCUGGAAGUGAGGGUUCCAGCUGAGAGGAGCCCCACACCUCGCCAGAGCAGUCCUCCUUCUUCUGAGCUCCCUGAGCUGCAAGAAACGGAGCCUGCUGCCUGCGUGCCCCGACCUGACUCGUCCAGCCCUGGAGCCAAUGGCAGCUCAGCCUCUCAGGGCUACAGUCCCCUCAGCCAACUCAACAUCAAAGAGGAGCCACGUUCAGACUAUGAAAACGAUGCAAAGGAAGAAGAACAAGUGAACAGUCCUCAAGAAAAUGCUGCAGAGGCAAGCUCAUCUCAGCCUACUUCACCUAAGAGCCCCACCGUGGUUGCAGUGAAAGCAGAGCCGGCCAGUCCCACCCCAGGUUCUAGUCCUGCACAUUCUGGAACAGGGGGUUCAGUUCUCCCUGGAGGAGCAGUGUUCUUGCCGCAGUACAUGUUUAAUUCUGAGGCGGCCAUAAUGCCCCAGGCAUCUGAGAUUCUGGCUAAGAUGUCUGAGAUGGUGCACAGUAGACUUAAACAGGGACAAGGACCAGCAGCUGCACAGCAGAGCUUCUACCCACCAGGCUCUCCUGCCAGCGUUCACAAGGGAGCUACCUGCUUCGAAUGUGACAUUACCUUCAACAACAUUAACAACUUCUAUGUCCACAAGAGGCUUUACUGCUCCAGCAGGCAUCAACAAGGAGAGACUGGAGGCCUUGUGAAGGAAGGGGCUGUUACUGCAGCUGCUCCUCCUGCUUCCCACGCUGCUUCACCCCAGGCCAGACCAGUCAGCCGUGCAGCUUCAGCCUCUCCUAGCUGCCCUGACCCUGCACCAGGAGGAACGGCCUCGGAACCCAAGGUAGUGGAGGUGAAAAUUGAGGAUCCAGGGCUGAAAGAUGCUACCUGCUCAUCGUCCUCAGAGGGAGAGGGACCUGGGGGCGGGCAAGCCAGCGAAGGUAGCCAAAGUCCUAGUGGAUCUGCUGAAGACCAAGAUGACGACCCCACUCGCACAUUUUGCCAGGCAUGCAACAUUCGCUUCAGCCGUCAUGACAACUACAUUGUCCACAAGCGAUUCUACUGCGCCUCUAGACAUGAUCCCACCAACCAGCGCCCCCAUUCUGGCAAGGCUGCCUUCCUACCCCAACCUAUCCGCACACGCAAACGUAAGAAGAUGUAUGAGAUCCACAUGGCUCAAACUGAGGCUUUGGCUAAUGCCACUACUUUGCCAGCAGGAACUAGUUUGGGGGUUAACCAAGAGGGCUCUUCCGUUGCUCUAUUGUCCCAAGUGUCAACUCCUACACGCAGCUCAAGUCCUGAAGGAGAAGGACCCAUAGACUUGAGUAAAAGACCCAGACUAAGAGAGAGCCAGAGAAAGGACAGCAUUUCUGCAUUGCCCCUUUCUGACUACCACAAGUGCACUGCUUGCAGCAUUAGCUUCAACAGCAUUGAGAACUACUUGGCCCACAAGACCUACUACUGCCCAGCCACUACCCUGCAACCACAAACUAUGGAGCAACUAAACCGACUGAAGAGGCCUACCUCCACCUCACCGAAGAACAGAGCCGUGGACCAGCACUCUGAUUCCAAAGUGCUUCAAACAGGUAAAACCGCAGCUGUUGCACAUGCUGUACCUAGCUCAGAGUCCACCCCUCCACAUGUGCAGGGAGCAAAGACCCCCAGCACCUCUCCAGUAGUGUGUCCCUACUGCCCCCCCAACAAACUGCUAACCUGUGAUCUGAUGGAGCAUUUUAAAACGACUCAUGGUCUGGUUCUUACACUACAGCAGCAUCCUGAGACACAGUCCACUGGAGUCAGUCCCAGUCCCAGCCUUAGCCCACGAGAAGGAGCCCCUCUCACCCCUCCUAAACCAAGCUCCCGCCCCCGUAAGGACAGCCUGAAUGGUCGAAGCAUCAAGCUGGAAGCAAUCUCUCCUUCCCCACCUGUUCUUAAUGGAAGUUCACUAGAAUCUGUGGGAUCUAGGUCUCCAAAAACUGCCCCGCCAGCUCUUUCCCCUAAAGGAGUAACUGUGUCACCUGUGCCUGAAGCUUUAAGAGAGACGGGGCAGCUCAGCCACACCCCAUUGCCCAGUGUCCUCCCUGAAAAGGCAGCCCUUGCUAUUAGCCACACCAUUACAGCUCCACCUAAAACACCACUCGCCUCUCCUUUACAAAAUGGGAACACACGCUAUUGCCGGCUGUGCAACAUCAAAUUCAGCAGCCUCUCCACUUUCAUUGCACACAAAAAAUACUACUGUUCCUCUCACAGUGCCGAACAUGUCAAGUGAACCCUCUGCUCAGUCAAUUCUGCCAUUCCUCUCAUGCAUAGAAGUGCCAAUCACGGCACUGCCCGACCUGAUCUGGACAGAGCAUGAUAGUGGGACUGUUACUAGCCAGAUACUGAGGUCUUCAUGCCGACCAUGCUAUCUGGUGUUGUUACGAUGGUAACUUAUUACACGUUAUGGGUCAAGUUUGUAUUACACUAAGAGAUGAGACUACCUGCACACAUAUUGUGCCCCGCUGACCUAUUCCCACAGUUUAG
Danio rerio (zebrafish) is the source of this 4223-nucleotide messenger RNA. It is a transcript of the gene zfpm1, whose product is annotated as zinc finger protein, FOG family member 1. Gene Ontology annotation, molecular function: RNA polymerase II-specific DNA-binding transcription factor binding. Gene Ontology annotation, cellular component: nucleus. Gene Ontology annotation, biological process: negative regulation of transcription by RNA polymerase II; cell differentiation; DNA-templated transcription. The record is from RefSeq and is marked provisional. NCBI's taxonomy places the organism in Eukaryota, Metazoa, Chordata, Actinopteri, Cypriniformes, Danionidae.